CUAUUGGUUUGUUGUGCGAGGAGGGAGAUUUGAUUCUGGGGCUUUGAAGAAAACGGAAAAAGGUUCGAGAACGUCCGACUGGGAGAAAGGCCCGGGGCCUUGUCCGAGCGGGAGGAGAGGCCGGGGCCCUGUCCGAGCGGGAGGAGAGCCCGGGGCCUUGUCGCUCUCUGUUGAGCUAAUCUUCCCAUUUCAGAUUGCCUCUUCUAAUGCGCCACCAGUCAGCCUUCAGAGGUCAUAGCCAUCAGAACUGCCUUCCAGAGUUGAGAUGGAAACGCUAGAGGAAUUUGAUCAAGAAUAUCCUCUGAGCAAGAUGUUCUGUAGACGCUUAACCAAAGAAGAAUUUGAGUCCGAAGCCCUGACCUAUACAGAAAAAGCACUGCAGGACUUAUUUCGCACUAUGGAUCAGAACCCAUCACAGUGUGAGAGAGUGGUGCGCAAACGAAAACAGGCUGAACUUGAAAAAGCUGGGUUGAAAUCCUUUAUUAAGGCUAAAUUUUUCACAGCUGUAGAUGGUCGGCUGAACCGCUGCAAUGCUGUUGGAUUGGAUGAAUUACAAGAAAGACUCCAAAACAUGAAGGACGAGAUGAGAAAAGUUCACGUGUAUGCUUGUGAGGCAAAAGGAAGUGCACAAAGGACCUCCAAGCGACUAGCUGAAAAGAGACGGAGGGGGCAGGGUGAGGUUUCUACCAGUGAAGAUUCUACACUACCUUCAGUCACUGCCAUUCCACCACCACCUCCACCUCCACCACCACCACCACCACCACCACCUCUUCCAGGUCCCAGUAAUCCAGCACUUAAAACUCCUCUGAAAGAUGAGUCGAAUCUUCACACAAGUGAAGCAAAGGUUUUGGCAACUCCAGCUCUGUUGGAGAGCUAUGGACUGGCCAGGCUCAACCGACGCUGUAAAAGUAUUGCAGAUCUGAGAGCUCCUGAGAAUGACAACAGCACUGAAUCCAUCCAAAAUAUCCACUCUGAACUGCUGUCUGCAAACCAUUUCAAGAGACUUCGUUCAACAGGCGUCCAUCGAUCUCCAGGUGGAACACCAUCCAAAGUCCCUAAAAGCCAGCAAGCACAGGAAGGGGAAAUGUGUUCUCCUGCAUCUGCCUUUAAUACAACAUUGUUGAAUAAAUUUCGCAACACAAAGAGUCCGAUUGAGAGUGCUCCGCGAUCACCAUCCAGCAGUGACAGUGAGAGCGCUGGAUUCGCCACACCUCCAGGAAGCCCAUGAGAGAGAGAAAGAGAAACUCUAACUUGACUCCCAAGAGUGACUGAAAUCUCUGGCUCAGACUCUUUCUUAAGAAAGGGUUUUAACUUACAAAUGUUUGACCUUGAUCAAAUAUUGACAUAAAGAAGAUGUGAUCUGAUCAGCAGAGUAAUAAGUGUUUCUGAUCCAAAACUAAAUUUUGGAAAAAGAAUCUCUACUUUUUAAACAGACAACCAAAAUAAUUUAAUUCACUUGUUCCUAUCUGUACCUCCAUUUUCUUCUACUGUGUUUGGAAAACUCAAAAUUAAUAAGGUUGUGGGACAAUCUCUUUACAUUAUUGCACUUUAUCUAAUUCAAUAUUUGCAAUGUUUGAGAGUUCCACCUUUUUUGAGGUAACUGGGUACAAAUCAGUUUAACAUUAGGAACAUCUUAGAUGUGGCUUCCCACGAUUACCCAGAAAUGUACAGGUUGAAGAAAAUGUUUUUAUUUUUAAUUGAGAAUAGUGUACUUCCAAACGUAUUUUUGCAGAGUCAAUCACCGUGCUGCUGUGCUUUAAAUAGCAUGGAACCUUGACAAAUCUGAAAAGCACUGGUUUCACAAUGUGAAGAGCUCCUGUUAGCCUUAACUUCUGCAACCCUUUUGCAUGAACUCAGAAGAAUGUGAUGCAAAUUGUGCCCCCAUACUGUUUAGUAACAUCAUUUAAUAUUUUCCUUCUGUUUACCUACAGAAAUGAUAAAAAUUUCUAUAACAUAUUGUAGGUAUAAGCUGUUAACCAUGCAUAAAUUCAGUAGGUCCAUUUCUUGUUUCUCUGACUUACUGUAAUUUUUGGAAUAAUGUUUCCAUGGUUUUGUAAACAAAACAAAUGAGGUUUUUAUGCAGUGAUGAUACCAGAAGUGCUAUUUUUCUGUUCACAGCUUUUCAAACUAAAGAGGGCUAAUCUGUAACUAUUUGCAUAUUUAUCUGAAGUUCUGAUUUGCUGGAUUGUGUUUGAUAGGUGCAACAUAAAUUAGGGUAUUAAUUUGUAACUGGGAAGCACCUAAUAUGUGAAAACAAAGGCAUUCUCCCAGGACCUGUGCUGUCUGUAAUUGUUAAACAGCAACGAGGCUAUUGGAACAGGAUAAUUCAAGGCACUUAUUGAAGUCCAUUUAUAGUCCAUGCCUUGGCGAGCAGACUAACCCAUUCCAUUUCUUGUUUCGGUCUCAAAGGUGCUUCUUAGAUGUUCUCUUUCAAUGUUUGCCUUGAAAAACUCUUGGGAAUAAGGCAAAAAUUUCUAAAGGAUUUAUACAUCUCAGCUGUUGUUUUUGAGAUAGGUUCUGUAAAAGGUCUUGCCAGUUGCCUUUCGUAUUAAGCAAUAUAUUAAAUCAGGGAUAAAUAUACAUGUUUUUAGAAGGAUUUACAAAUGGGUUGUGGAUUUUCUAAGCAAGCUUUAAUGACUCUUUUAUUUUGGGGGCUUAUGCCAAAGUGUUUAUUUUAAAUGAAUGGAUAAAAUCCUGCUUUAUAUUCUGCAGUCUUGCAUUUCUGUAUAUCUGCCUUCUGUAUAUCUAAUCAUCGAACAAAAAUCGUUAUUUUAACAUUAUAUAUAUAUUUGAAUUAGUUAGACUUCUGUGCAGCACUGUACAGUUUUUAAUGUACAUAUGAUAUGCACUCUGCACUAUCGCAGUAUUGAGAGUUCACUUGUUUUGGUCAUAGACCUAUGUACUAUAGAACUGUUUCACCACCUCCAUCAUAUUUCAAAGAUUGCUCAGUUUUUUU
Molecule: messenger RNA, 2956 nt
Organism: Chiloscyllium plagiosum (whitespotted bambooshark)
Lineage: Eukaryota; Metazoa; Chordata; Chondrichthyes; Orectolobiformes; Hemiscylliidae
Source: RefSeq, a predicted model, not a curated record